GAUCCGAUCGAGUCUCCGUCGUUCCAAAAAACUCUCCGGCACCCUCGUAUUUCGCAACCGUUUCGCGAGCCAGAUGGGAACUCUCCGUCGGAAUCGCGUCCGUGGCGUCCUGGGGGAAAACCCAGGCCCGAAAUAGAAAAUUCCCCCAUAUAUAAGGACCCCGGCUGGGGCGGAGGUCCAGCACAGUCGUCCCGGAUCUCCUCAGGGUCGUAGCAGGCUUUCGUUUCGACAUGGUCAAGUUCCUCGUUCUCGCCCUGGCUUUUGCCUGGGUCAAUGCCGCUCCCAAUGACUUCCUCAGAAACAAGUUCAACUGGAGGUCAGACAAGCCGAUGCCCGACGGGAGGAUCGUGGGAGGCGAAGACGCGGAGAUCGAGCAGAUCCCGUGGCAGAUUUCCUUCCAGACGCUCAGCGGGUUCCACUUCUGCGGGGGAUCCAUCAUGGACUCGACGCACGUCAUCACGGCUGCCCAUUGCUGCGAGGGCGAGGGACCCGGCACCACGAAUAUCAGGGCCGGCAGCAACCUCAACGACCAAGGAGGAGUCCUCGUCCUCGUCGCCGACGUUCUCCAGCACCCGAGAUACAACGGGAACGACCUGUCCUACGACAUCUGCCUCUUGACCUUGGACGAACCCCUGCCAUUGGACGGCGUGACAAUGAAGGCAGUCGCCCUGCCCGAUCAAGACCAAGAUUACCCAGGUAGGGUCGACGUGAGCGUGAGCGGGUGGGGAACCCUGUCCCCUGGGGGAAGCUCUCCGGACAUCCUCCAGAUCGUGGAUGUCUACACGUACACUGACGAUGAAUGCAACGAUGCAUAUGAUGGUGACAUCACACCGGACAUGAUCUGCGCCGGUGUCGACGAGGGCGGCAAGGAUUCUUGCCAGUUCACCGAACUCUUACGCGACGGGAAUCGGGUCGUCGGCAAAAGAUGGAUGCGUCAGCGAAGAGGCUUGAACCCAAUAUUGGCGUUCCCGAUCGACACGGCCGAGACACCAUUCUUGAUUACUCUUACGGUGAGAUGCAAUGAGCUGAAGACGAACCGCUGGAUUUCGGGCGAGCAUGCCGAAUGGGUAGAAACCAGUGGUCUCCGGGCAUGCAUGGGAAUCUCGUGCAGUCGGUUCCUCGCGGUUCGUGAUCUUCCUGGCGCCCCUGUGGCUUCCAUGACGUUCCAAACCGAGAUAUUCCUGUGGGAGUCAGACAAGCCUAUGCUGGAUGGGAGAAUCGUGGGAGGACAGGAUGCGAGCAUCGAAGACAUCCCCUGGCAAAUUUCCUUUCAGUUUGAGGUUGGAGUCCACUUCUGCGGAGGAUCCAUCAUGGACGAGUUGCACAUCAUCACGGCUGCUCACUGCUGCGCAAACAAGCAACCUCAUGAAGUCCAGAUAAGAGCCGGAAGCAACCGAAAAGACGAAGGAGGAGUCAUUCGUUACGUUGAGGUCAUCAAGCAACACGAGGAGUUCAACUUGUACGGGAAACUCUUACCGAAUUGGUUUCGUUUUAGCUUCUAUGUAUACAAUGACAUCUGCCUCCUGACGUUGACGGAGCCCCUGCCAUUGGACAACGUGACAAUGAUGCCAGUCACCCUCCCCAUUCAAGGCCAAGAGUAUCCCAGUGGGACGGAAGUGAGUGCCAGCGGAUGGGGAAAGCUGACCCAAGGGGGAGACUCUCCGUACAUCCUCCAAGUCGUGGAUCUCCACACAUACUCAGACGAUGAGUGCAGCCAAUUACAGGAUGGUAUCACUGAUGACAUGAUUUGCGCGGGUGUCGACGAGGGCGGCAAGGAGACACUCCACUGGGAGUCAGACAAGCCUAUGCUGGAUGGGAGAAUCGUGGGAGGACAGGAUGCGAGCAUCGAAGACAUCCCCUGGCAAAUUUCCUUUCAGUUUGAGGUUGGAGUCCAUUUCUGCGGAGGAUCCAUCAUGGACGAGUUGCACAUCAUCACGGCUGCUCACUGCUGCGCAGACAAACAACCUCAUGAAGUCCAGAUUAGAGCCGGAAGCAACCGAAAAGACGAAGGAGGAGUCAUUCGUUACGUUGAGGUCAUCAAGCAACACGAGGAGUUCAACUACUUCUAUCUAUAUAAUGACAUCUGCAUCCUGACAUUGACGGAGCCCCUGCCAUUGGACAACGUGACGAUGAUGCCAGUCACCCUCCCCCUGCAGGGCCAAGAGUAUCCCAGUGGAACGGAGGUGAGUGCCAGCGGAUGGGGAAAGCUGACCCAAGGGGGAGACUCUCCGUACAUCCUCCAAGUCGUGGAUCUCCACACAUACUCAGACGAUGAGUGCAGCCAAUUCCAGGAUGGUAUCACUGAUGACAUGAUUUGCGCGGGUAUCGACGAGGGCGGCAAGGAGAUAAUUCAAUGGGUGUCAGAUAAACCCAUACCCGAUGGAAGAAGUGCUGGAGUCGAUAAUGCGAAUAUCGAGGACAUCUUGUGGCAAGUGUCCAUCCAGACUCGAGGUGGAUUCCAUUUCUGCACUGGCUCCAUCAAAGACUCAACACAUAUCAUCACUGCUGCCCACUGCUGCUCUGGCCAGUCUGCCAGUAACAUCAGGACCUUCCGCAUCAAGUGUGGUUCUGCCCAAGACCGUUGCUAUCUUAGCCUGACACGCUACGCCUGCAAGGCUUUGCCUUUCAAGGCCGUAGGCAAGGCCGACGGACAAGGGAUGCGCACCAGUACGCUUGUGGAUGCGUACGGUUCCACGCUGGAUAAUGAUAUCUGCGAGCUGACCUUGGCUACGGCUCUGCCCUUGGAUGGAGUGACCAUAAAGGCUGUCACACUCCCAUCACAAGGCCAGGAUUAUCCAAGUGGAACGGAAGCAAGCGUCAGCUGUUGGGGAACCUCUUCGGAAAACAUCGAUGUCGUGGAUGUCCACACCUACACUAACGCUGAGUGCAAUCAACUCUUUGGUGGUGGUAUCACUGAUGACAUGAUCUGCGCGGGUGUCGACGAGGGUGGCGAGGAUGUGUGCCAGGGACGUUCCGGAAGUCCCCUGUGCUUGAGGGGAGGUAAUCGGCACCUUAUUGGGAUUCUUUCCUGGGGCUAUGGCAGCUCCGUGCCCUUUCCCGCAGUCUAUACCCAGAUUUCUGCAUUCGUGAACUGGCUGGAGUAG
Messenger RNA from Darwinula stevensoni, 3104 nucleotides. NCBI's taxonomy places the organism in Eukaryota, Metazoa, Arthropoda, Ostracoda, Podocopida, Darwinulidae. The record is from the annotation of a GenBank genome assembly.